AUGGCUGGUAGAGGAGUUAGAAAUCAAAAAGGUCAAGGUAUAGGGCAUGUCCAUCCUCAUGAACAGGGUGGUAGUUCUGAAAUAACACCAAUUUCAUCCCCUCAAUGCUAUUGUCAGACAACACCAAUUGCAUCAACUCAAGGCAAUUCUCAGACAACACCUAUUCCAUCAUUCAUGUGGAGGGGUCAAAGAUGGGUAAACUUAUCUGCACUGGAAGCUGUUACAAGAAAGUUAUGA
Messenger RNA from Ilex paraguariensis (yerba mate), 237 nucleotides. NCBI's taxonomy places the organism in Eukaryota, Viridiplantae, Streptophyta, Magnoliopsida, Aquifoliales, Aquifoliaceae. The record is from the annotation of a GenBank genome assembly.